Molecule: messenger RNA, 1230 nt
Organism: Acanthosepion pharaonis
Lineage: Eukaryota; Metazoa; Mollusca; Cephalopoda; Sepiida; Sepiidae
Source: the annotation of a GenBank genome assembly
AUGGCGACUACCGACAAGGAUGAACGAUGGCUGUUUGGCAAAGCUGCAAUUUACAAUGCCCCAAGUACACAAGACCCAGAGCCAAUGGAUCAUAAACGAGAAUUACACUUUCGCCAGAUAACCGCGAAUUUUAUUCAAGAAAUGGGCCAGAAGCUUCAGGUUACUCAACUUUGUAUCAACACAGCAAUUGUGUACAUGCAUCGAUUUUACAUGUUCCAACGCUUUCAAAGGUUUAAUAAGAAUCAUAUAGGUGCUGGUUGUUUGUACCUGGCUGCCAAAAUCGAAGAACAGCCCCGUAAACUGGAGCAUGUAACAAAAGUGGCCUAUAUGUUGCAACAUAGAGAUGGGACUCUAGACACCAAGGGAGAAACAUAUUUAAUGUUGAGCACUGAACUAAUUAAAAAUGAAAAUAUUCUGCUGCCAACUCUAGGAUUUGAUUUGAUGGUUGAUCAUCCACAUACUCAUGUGGUUAAAACCUGUCAAAUGAUAAAAGCCAGCAAAGAUCUUGCACAGACCUCCUAUUUUCUGGCAACUAACAGCUUGCACUUGACUACAAUGUGCUUAAAAUAUCGACCAACUGUUGUUGCUUGUGUCUGUAUUCAUUUGGCCAGUAAAUGGGGCAACUGGGAGCUCCAAUCGUCUGCUGAAGGAAAGCCAUGGUAUUCAUAUGUGGAUAAAUUUGUAACUCCCGAGCUUCUAGAAGAACUCACAAUCGAAUUCUUGGAGGUUCUUGAUGGCUGCCCAACACGAUUAAAGAAAAGGAUUAUGACAUGGAGGUCUGGGCGUGAUAAGGAUGAAGACAAAGAUAAAGAAGGCCCUCCUGAAAAGAAGGCUCGAUCUGAUGUACGGCCUCCCUCCAGCUCUACUCCUGCCACGUCCAGUCCUGCUCUUGCUGCAAAAGCUGACCCAUCUAAAGAGCGUGCAGGUGUCAGCAUGUCCGAUUCUGACAGAAAAGUUCGGUUUAAACUGGAAAACCCUGUGAAAGUUGUAUCCCAAUCUGAUAAAACAAACUUUCCCCCAGAUUCUGCUGCUGGUGUUUCUGGUUCACAUUCAUCAUCAGCAACGUCGGGACUUUCUUAUAGCAACCAGAAGAUUGAUCAACGCAAAAAGCUGCAUAAGAGCUCUUCAGUUCCACUAAUUUUGUCCUCCUUUUCCCUUAACCAUCCUCUAUUUUUUUUUUUCUCUCUCUCUCUCUCUCUCUCUCUCUCAUGCUUAAUCCUGUAUGUAUGA